This is a messenger RNA of Salvia miltiorrhiza (redroot sage), 2796 nucleotides long. RefSeq names its product pre-rRNA-processing protein esf2-like. The transcript is spliced from 8 exons. The record is from RefSeq and is a predicted model, not a curated record. The coding region runs from base 1522 to 2493 and encodes 323 amino acids. Gene Ontology annotation, molecular function: RNA binding. Gene Ontology annotation, cellular component: nucleolus. Gene Ontology annotation, biological process: endonucleolytic cleavage to generate mature 5'-end of SSU-rRNA from (SSU-rRNA, 5.8S rRNA, LSU-rRNA); endonucleolytic cleavage in 5'-ETS of tricistronic rRNA transcript (SSU-rRNA, 5.8S rRNA, LSU-rRNA); endonucleolytic cleavage in ITS1 to separate SSU-rRNA from 5.8S rRNA and LSU-rRNA from tricistronic rRNA transcript (SSU-rRNA, 5.8S rRNA, LSU-rRNA). Lineage: Eukaryota; Viridiplantae; Streptophyta; Magnoliopsida; Lamiales; Lamiaceae.
GUAAUUCUGUAUUAACCGUUUAGGCCUUUAGGGCUGAGUUUUCAGUGAUACACGCCGCGCCUCCACUCCCCUCCCACUCCCACCGGGCCACCGCGCCUCUUCCCACCUGAGCGCUACCCGCCUCUUCCCACCGGAGUGCCGCCGCGCCAGACCCAGACGCAGACGCGAGACGCUCGGUCGCGAUAAAUCGGCCCAGACACCGAGCAGUCCCUGCCUUUGCUCGCCUCCGUCUCCAAGCUCCGGCAGCCGCAGUCCCUUCGGCCGUUGAAAGGUCGGUCUUUCUUACCUGCCGAAAUUCCUAAAUUUAUGCCUAUGUAACUGAGAUUAAACUUUGUUGAUUCGUGAUUAUUGAGUUGAGAAGUAUGUGUGUGCUUUGAUUCUUGAUACUCCCUAAUGCCCGAUGCUGACUUGCCGUUCCUUCUUUGCCCGAUUGUUUAUGGACUAUUGUUCUUGAAUUUGAUCAAAUUAUAUUUUGGAAAGUUGUGAUCUUGGAAUUGGUCUUCUUGUAGAGAUUGAGCUGCAGACUGAGAGAGAGUCAGAGAGCUGCUUAGAAUGUAUCCAGAAUUGAAAAUGAAGCAAUAGCUGGAAAACUAAAUUAUAGUUUAGAAACUUACUGUUAGCCAAAGUGGUAUAAAUCCUAGAACCGAUGUAAGAGAGGCCAAAAAGAUGCUAGACAAUGCAAGAGCAACAUUCUGUUUAACCUGCAUGUACGCAUACGAGAUCUAAUAACAUACAUUUGUGGUUGAUGGCUCAGAAGGUUUGGUAGAAAAAAAUGGGUAAUUCACCUUAAUCAUCUCCUAAAUUCCUAUUUUCUAUCAUUAUGUAUAUGAAAUUAAUUAAUAAAAUGAGAUGUAUAGUAAAGUAAAGGGAAACUAAUUGUGGGAGUGAAUAGGAGAGUUUGGUUGAGAGAGAUGAUGGAUGAUGAAAAGUAAAGUGAAAACAGCCAGCGGAUUAAACUGGGAUAAUGUUCCUAAGUUUUUGAAAGAUUAACUGAUCUGCCAGAUUUCACUCUAAACCGGUUCGGUUUCUAGUUAGCAAUUUCAGUGUUAAUCGGUUAUGGUUAACCGGAUCGGACCGAAUACCACCCCUACUCCGGCCACACAUAUUGCGGCAAUAAUGAAAACCCUAACAUAUUUCAUGCAUCCCAAUUAAUGAAAUGCCGCUGGGUCUUCUUCUUCAUCAUCCUACGUCAUUUUCUUCUUUCUGCGUCGAGGAGAGCAGCAGUAGUAAGGAGAAUAAGGAAGAUCCAGUAGCCACCACCAUGAAAAACUUGUAGUUGUCGCUCGCUGUCUCUGUCUCACAAAAGAAAACCCUUCGCUCUCUCCGCCGCAUGGACCACCCCGCCCCACCUUCUCUGGCAGUUGCCGCAGCACGACACGUACCCUUUUUUCCUCGCUAUCACCGCCUCUCUUUCACUUUGUCUCUCUCGCCUAUCACUCGUCGCCGCACGGACCGCCCUGCCUUCUCCCACAGCAACCGUAGCACCGCUCCGGCAUAGAGAAGUCCGCCUCUCCGGCCUCUAUGGCUUCGACUCGGCUCCUCUGUCCGGCCUUCAAAACAGCAGUCGGACCGAAAGUGGUUUGCUUCGAAUUGCGUGAUUAUUCAGAGAUGAAGUGCAGAGAGAAGUAUGAAGCGCUAAGCGAGGUCUUAUUUUUCACAAAUUUCGUAUUUGGUGGAAUGGCGGAGGAGGAGGAGAUGGCGGAGGAGAGAGAGAGCGUGCAAAGUGGGGAUGAUGCGAGCUUGGAUGAAGAAGCUGUGAGGAGAGAGAGACGGAGGGAGAAAAAAAGGAAGCGGCUGUUGAAAGAAGCUGAGAAAGCAGAGAAGCGCGGCGUUUGCUAUUUGAGUCGGGUGCCUCCGCAUAUGAAUCCGUUGAGGCUUCGCCAAAUUCUUUCACAGUAUGGAGAAAUAGGCCGAGUUUAUCUUACUCCAGAAGAUCCUGCUAAUCAAAUGCGCCGGAAAAAGUCUGGUGGAUUCAGGGGGCAAGAGUUCUCAGAGGGGUGGGUUGAGUUCAUUGACAAGAAAGUUGCAAAGAGAGUUGCGAGCAUGUUGAAUGGAGAACAAAUUGGUGGAAAGAAAAGGUCGUCCAUCUACUAUGACCUGUGGAAUAUCAAAUAUUUGAGUAAAUUUAAGUGGGAUGAUCUCAAAGAGGAGACAGAAAUAAAGAAUGCUACACGAGAGCAGAAGCUGGUGUUGGAACUCUCUGCUGCCAAAAAAGAGCGAGACUUUUAUCUCUCCAAAGUUGACCAAUCAAAGGCGAUUAGUAAGAUUGGAGAGCGGUUAAAGAAGAAGAGGAAGAUUGAAAUGGUACCGAAAGUAGUCCGCCAUUUUCCUCAGAAGAGACCAUUCGGGAACGAAACCGGAGAGAGCAAGGGCCAACUAUCAAGGGACAUCUUGGCAGGAGUGAGUGUUUAUUUGAUUCUGUCAGCUAUUCUUGAUUCUAUGUGUUUGAUGUUUAGAAUUUUCAUGUAUGUAUUUCAGGUUUUUGGUUCGUGAUGAGUUUUAUGUGAAUCGGCUUUUUUUGUGAGGUAUCGUUUCCCUCAAGUGCAGUUUUGGAGUUUGCAAGCACUCGAGUUGAUGUUCAUGCUUUCUCAUGUUUGUGGCUGUUAAAUGCUCCACCGUAGCUCAUAUUUCUUGUAUACUAUGUAAUAUAUCGAAUGUUAUAGCAAUUUAUUGCCAAAAAAAAUAGAAUUCGUAGUUUUAACAUCUUCAGUCUCUUUGAGUUUUUGGAUUGUAUCAACUCUUUUUACUCUAUUUUGGUCUCUCUUGUCAAUUAAGAAUCAUUAGGAAAAUUAUAUA